AGUAAAAGAAAACUAUUUCAGUAGCUUCGUGUAGGCUAGUGUUCAGUUAACGCCUAAAAUCAUGGCAGAAGCGUUUUCAAGCAAAGACGAUAUUUUAAUGUGUCCGGUUUGUUUGGAUCUACUGAAGGAUCCAGUGACUCUUAACUGUGGACACAAUUACUGCACGGGCUGCAUUAAGGGCUGCUGGGAUCAGGAAGAUCAGAAGGGAGUCUACAGCUGCCCCCAAUGCAGACAGACCUUCAGUCCAAGACCCGUUUUAAACAGAAAUAACGUUGUUGCAGAACUUGUGGAACAAAUAAGAAAGACCAAAAUCGAAGCUCCUGUUCUGUUCGCUGCAGGACCUGGAGAUGUGGAGUGCGAUGUCUGCAUUGGAAGAAAACUCAAAGCCGUGAAGUCCUGUCUGGAUUGUCUGUUGUCUUACUGUGAAAGUCACUUCAAAGUUCACAAUGAUAUGAAUCCAGGAAGAAAACACUCAGUGAUUGAUGCCACAGGCCAGCUACAGGAGAGGAUCUGCCCCCGUCAUCAGAAGGUGUUUGAAAUAUUUUGUCGUACGGAUCAGAGUUGUAUCUGCCUUAUGUGCACGAUGGAUGAACAUAGAGGCCAUGAUACAGUCACAGCUGCUGCAGAACGAACUGACAAACAGAAGCAUUUGGGACAGACCCAGAGGAGAUUCCAGCAGAGAAUCCAGGAGAGAGAGAAGGAGCUGCAGGAGCUGAGGAAGGCUGUGGAGACUCUCAAGAGCUCAGCACAGACAGCAGUGGAGGACAGUGAGAGCAUCUUCACUGAGAUGAUCCGCUCCAUUGAGAGAAGGCGCUCUGAGGUGACAGAGCUGAUCAGAGGUCAGGAGAAGGCUGAGGUGAGUCGGGCUGAAGGACUCCUGAAGAGACUGGAGCAGGAGAUUGCUGAGCUGAAGAGGAGAGAUGCUGAACUGGAGCAGCUUUCACACACAGAGGAUCACAUCCAUUUCCUCAAGAAAGUCCCUUCAAUCAGAGAAUCUCCUCGCUCUAAAGAUUUACCCAGCAUGACCCUCAGCCAAAGUUUUUCUCUUGAGGCUGUGAAGGAAUCUGUCUCCCUAAUGAAGGCACAACUCGAUAACAUCUUCAAGCAGGAAGGAGCCAAGAUAUCUGCAGCAGUGACACAUGUCCAGAUCAUCCAGUCAGCAAAUACUGAUCCUGAACUCCCAUUCAGAAGAAGACACAGUCCAGAGCGGCUGAGACCAAACAUGUCUGAGCCAGUAACCAGAGAGGAGUUCUUAAAGUACUCCUGUCACUUCACACUGGAUCCAAACACAGCACAGAUAAACCUCCAUCUGUCUGAGGGGAACAGGAGGGUGGAGUACAGAGCUGAGCUCCAGUCAUAUCCUGAUCAUCCAGAGAGAUUUGAUGAUGAUUAUCAGGUGCUGUGUAGAGAGGGUGUGUCUGGACGCUGCUACUGGGAGGUGGAGUGCAGUGGGCAGUGGGUUUUUAUAGCCGUCUCAUAUAAAAGCAUCAGCAGAAAAGGACGGGGUAUUGCGUGUGUGUUUGGACGUAAUGAUCAGUCCUGGAGGCUGCGCCGCUACAGCUCCGGCUGCUCUUUCAUGCACAAUAAUAAAGAGACUGAACUCCCUCUAGUGGCCAGCUCCAGAAUAGGAGUGUAUGUGGAUCACAGGGCAGGAACUCUGGCCUUCUACAACAUCUCUGACACAAUGACCCUCCUGCACAGAGUCCAGACCACAUUCACUCACACACUCUACCCUGGGUUUUAUAUGUUUGGUGCGUCAUCAGUGAAACUGUUAUAACACACACCAUAUGGAGCAGGACAGAAAUGUAAAGACCCCAGAUACAGAUAGAUGCUGUUAUCACACACACACACACACACACACACACACACACACACACACACACACACGCACACUCACACACACACACACACACACACACACACACACACACACACACACACACACACUCACAUAUCUCACAUCUCAUCAGCUGAGACUCUGUGUUCUUGGGGGAAACAAAAGACCAAAUCCACUCCCUCAUCUCUGGACCCCAGCAGAUAUUACAGCAUCUGCACCUCUGCUGGAACACACAUCAGCACACCACACAUACACUAUUGGGUGGGAAAUGUGUUGAUGAGCCCAGUGUUUCACCCCCUCUGAUCCUCUCCCACAAUCCAUUUCCUCUCCCUCCUUCCCCUCCCCCAGGUGUUCAGGCCUUUAGGCACUCUGUGAUUAGACACGUGUCUGAUGGAAGGUUGAAAGUGAAGUUCACACUGUUGAGUAGAAGUAAAUAUUUUUCAUGAGGUUGUAGUCAAGAGAUAUAAAAAUAUAUCUGAUAUAAGAUAAACUGACUCAAUCUCUGUCUAAAUGUUUCAGAUACUAUGGUGGAUGUUAGAUGUACCCUUUUUAAAAUAAAAAGCACACACGA
Messenger RNA from Sardina pilchardus (European sardine), 2408 nucleotides. Its product is annotated as tripartite motif-containing protein 16-like. The transcript has 8 exons. The record is from RefSeq and is a predicted model, not a curated record. NCBI's taxonomy places the organism in Eukaryota, Metazoa, Chordata, Actinopteri, Clupeiformes, Clupeidae. The coding region runs from base 62 to 1777 and encodes 571 amino acids. Gene Ontology annotation, molecular function: zinc ion binding; protein binding.